AUGACUAAACCACCGCACCUGCUCCUUCCUCUCUUCCUCCUCUUCCUCUCCUUCCUCUCCCUCUCCACCGCCGAGAUCAAAACUCUAACAAUCACCAACGACGCACGCGCCAUGAUCCUCUUCGAAAAAUUCGGCUUCACACCAACUGGACACGUCACAAUCUCCGUCCAGUCCGUCUCCGUUGCCUCUUCCCUCAACGCUCCAAAUCCUGUUUCUUCACGCCUCGGCUUUUUCCUUCUCUCCGAAGAAUCUCUCCUUCAAGUCCUCCUCGAGAUCCAGCAAAACCCUAACUUCUGCGUUCUCGAUUCUCACUUCAUUCUCCCUCUCUUCACUUUCCGCGAUCUCUCACCGCCUCCUCUUUCGUCUUUCCAGCAAUCUUAUCCAGUCACUGCUCCGAAUGAGUACUCGCUCUUCUUCGCCAAUUGCGCCCCGGAAACGCGCGUUUCCAUGUCUGUCAAGACUGAGAUUUAUAAUUUAGAUCGCGACGGGUCUAAAGAUUAUCUUUCUGCUGGGUUAACGCAAUUGCCUUCGUUAUAUUUUCUUUAUUUCCUCGCUUAUGCUGGAUUUUUAGGGUUAUGGAUUUAUGUUCUUUAUAGUAAUAAAAGAUCUGUGCACCGGAUCCAUAUGUUAAUGGGUGGGUUGUUACUUAUGAAGGCUCUUAAUUUGAUUUGUGCCGCCGAGGAUAAGCAUUAUGUGAAGGUUACAGGGACUCCACACGGUUGGGAUGUGUUGUUUUAUAUUUUCCAGUUUAUUCGUGUGGUUUUGUUGUUUACUGUUAUUAUUUUGAUUGGGACUGGCUGGUCGUUUUUGAAGCCGUUUUUGCAAGAGAGGGAGAAGAAGGUGCUGAUGGUUGUGAUUCCACUCCAGGUUUUGGCUAAUAUAGCUUCGGUUGUGAUUGGUGAAACUGGGCCGUUUAUUAAGGAUUGGGUGACUUGGAAUCAGGUGUUUUUAUUGGUUGAUAUUAUUUGCUGUUGUGCGAUUAUUUUCCCGAUUGUGUGGUCGAUGAGGUCGUUGAGAGAGACUUCGAAGACGGAUGGGAAGGCUGCCAGGAAUUUGGCGAAAUUGCAGUUGUUUAGGCAGUUUUAUAUUGUGGUUAUUGGGUAUUUGUAUUUCACGAGGAUUGUGGUGUUUGCAUUGAAGACGAUUGCAGCUUACAAGUAUCAGUGGGUGAGUAAUGCCGCCGAGGAGACUGCUAGUUUGGUGUUUUAUGUGGUGAUGUUCUAUAUGUUUAGGCCUGUGGAGAAGAAUGAGUACUUUGUUCUUGACGAGGAAGAAGAGGAAGCUGCAGAGAUGGCUUUGAGGGAUGAAGAAUUCGAGCUUUGA
Dovyalis caffra is the source of this 1323-nucleotide messenger RNA. Lineage: Eukaryota; Viridiplantae; Streptophyta; Magnoliopsida; Malpighiales; Salicaceae. The record is from the annotation of a GenBank genome assembly.